Vicia faba (fava bean) is the source of this 561-nucleotide messenger RNA. Lineage: Eukaryota; Viridiplantae; Streptophyta; Magnoliopsida; Fabales; Fabaceae. The record is from the annotation of a GenBank genome assembly.
AUGUAUUAUAAUGUGUAUGAGAAGUUGGUUUUUGAAUACAGAAUAAACAACACCCGACGUCGAGCGAUUAUAUUAGACAAGCAACCUAAAGAUGCUGCAGAUGAGCACGUUGCUGAGGUUGUUUAUGCUGAGGAGUUGCAGAGUCAGACUGUUACUGACCCAGCUGAGGUGGCCGAGAUGGAUAUGACCCAUAUUGUUGAUGAGGUUGUUGAUGAGGUCGAGACAGUUGACGUCGAGGCUACUGCAAUUGGUGAUACAAAGGUUACGACUCCUGCUUUGACAAAGCCAUCUGUGCAUACUGAUAGCGAGUUUAUAGGAGAACCCAUUAACCAAUCAAUGCUUACCGAGUAUGCUGACCAUGUGGCAUAUCGAUUAUGGCAGGGAGAGGAUCGUCCCAUGCUGAAGGCCAUAUCCCACAGGUCAAAGAUGAAGAACUUUUGUAAGAUUUUGAUGCCUGAGCAGGUAAGACGAAUUGUUGCUGAUUUCGGUCUCAUAUCAUUUACCAACCGCUCACUUACCAUGCUUGAUGUUUCACUUCUGACUGUCAUUAUUGAGCGAUGA